Polyodon spathula (Mississippi paddlefish) is the source of this 1530-nucleotide messenger RNA. RefSeq names its product synaptophysin-like protein 1. The transcript is spliced from 6 exons. The coding region runs from base 65 to 811 and encodes 248 amino acids. The record is from RefSeq and is a predicted model, not a curated record. NCBI's taxonomy places the organism in Eukaryota, Metazoa, Chordata, Actinopteri, Acipenseriformes, Polyodontidae. Gene Ontology annotation, cellular component: synaptic vesicle; synaptic vesicle membrane.
UAACUGCAAAAGAAGAGUUUGGGAUAAAAAAAGACAACUUCCUUCCACAAAUCGUAUACAGGAAAUGGACAACGUGGCUCAGAAGAUGACAGGUCUCCAAUUAAACUUUCGGCCCAUCAUGGAGCCGCUAGGUUUCAUCAAAGUCCUGGAAUGGAUUUUUGCAAUCUUUGCAUUUGCAACUUGUGGUGGGUAUAGCGGUAAAAGUGUAAUAUCAGUUUUCUGCAGAGACGGACCAAAUGCCACCUUGAAUGCCACUAUCAGUUACCCAUUCAAGUUAAACCAAGUUGUGCUUGUUCCUAAUAAAAUGGAUGUAUGCAAUAGAACUCUACAGGAAACACACCUAGUUGGGGAUUCCUCGUCAUCUGCAGAGUUCUUUGUUUCUGUGGCUGUCUUUGCAUUUCUUUACUGUAUUGCUGCCCUCGUGUUGUAUGUUGGAUAUUUGCAUGUUUACAAUGAAUCAAACCGUGGGCCAAUGAUAGACUUCAUCGUGACGUGUCUUUUUGCCUUCUUUUGGCUGGUCAGCUCUUCAGCCUGGGCACAAGGCCUUCGAAACAUUAAGACUUCAGUAGGUACUGAGGGAAUCCGGGAGGCAUUGUCUGCUUGUAAAGAAGAUGGUAUCACUUGUGCUGUUACAUCAUUUGCUAAUAUGGGAGGUCUGAGUAUCUCAGUGGCGUUUGGCUUUCUGAACUUGAUUCUUUGGGUAGGAAAUGCAUGGUUUGCAUUCAAGGAAACUAGCUGGCACACCCCCCCACAGACAGGCUCCACCACUCAGCCGAGUUCUGAAAGUGUGUCUGCACCGCCACGGAUGUAGGUCACAUUGGGAAAUGAAGAGAGACCUCCAAAUUAUUUUUGUGGCAGAGAAGGGGAAGAAACAAAUAAAUAUACAUCAGGUGUACAUUUCGAAAAGUUUCUCUUUAAAAAUAAGUUUCUCAUGAAUAUAUUGGGAAACAUAACUGAAGUAAGUUUCAAUAUACUCGCCAUUAUAACAAGACUUUUUGUGGAAUGUUUGAAGAUAAUUUUUACCUAAAGCUUAAAAAUUCACUACGUUAUUAUUAAUGUUUGUGAUUUAUGAGCAAUGUUUUCAUUGCAUCAUUCAGAUUUACUUGACUGUUCUUUGUUGCCUUUGAAGUUUGUGAAGAAAAUGAAUGAAAGCAGCUGUUUUGCAUAGUAAUUUGAUAUUCUCUCGCUUAAUAAGUGCUGCACGCAUUUGUCAGUAUUUCAUAAAACAGCUUCGCAGAAUUGUUAUAUGUUCUAAGAAGAAGAAAACAUUUUGUAUUCAGUAGUAUGUUGCAGAAAUAGAUGCACCAAAAAUGUAAAAUUAAAUCGUGUGUCUUGGCAUGUUGUGUUUUUUGGGUUCCACUAGGCUGUGCUGAAUUUGUUCUGUAAAAAGCCGAUGAUCAGUUUUUGUGUACUUAUUGAUUUCUUUAUAUUUACUCAUGUCACUUUCUGGUUUAUUGCACCUGGAAAAAAGUGUAUGUAGAGGUUGUCAAAAUACAUAUAAAUCUGUUAUGUAUUAAAGCAGUAAUCCUU